Molecule: messenger RNA, 4023 nt
Organism: Ipomoea nil (Japanese morning glory)
Lineage: Eukaryota; Viridiplantae; Streptophyta; Magnoliopsida; Solanales; Convolvulaceae
Exons: 2
Coding region: 1-4023 (1340 amino acids)
Molecular function (GO): RNA-DNA hybrid ribonuclease activity; nucleic acid binding
Source: RefSeq, a predicted model, not a curated record
AUGGUGUCCAAGAAGAAGCCUGAUUUUGUAUUUCUGAUGGAAACGAAGGUGCCACGAAUACAUGCCGAACGUGUUCGUGUUACGAUUGGGUACGAGGGCCUUUUUUAUGUUGAUAAUACGGGCCGUAGUGGUGGAUUAGCAUUACUUUGGAGAAAGAACAACACUGCAAGAUUACUGGGUUACUCGAAGACACACAUUGAUGUUGAGGUUAGUAUUACUGGUCUCCCGAACUGGAGAAUGACUUGUUAUUAUGGCUAUCCAGAACGAACACGAAGAACUGAGUCAUGGGACCUAUUGAAACGGUUGGCAACACAGUCUAAGCUACCUUGGGUUUUGAUAGGUGAUUUUAAUGAUCUCCUGUAUCAGUAUGAGAAGAAAGGUGGAAACCCACACCCGAAUAGACUCUUACGCGGCUUUGGAGAGACUAUUGAUCAGUGUGGUUUAGCACAGUUACCAAUGAGUGGUAACCAGUACACAUGGCAGACGGGCAGAGGCACUCCAGGAUGGAUCCAGGAAAGACUAGAUAAGGUAUUAGUCACUACCCCCUGGAGAGAUAUUGUUAAUGGGGUCACGGUUACAAAUCAAUGGACAAGACGAUCAGAUCAUUCAGCUAUUUUCAUGGGGAUUCGGUGGUAUGGAAACGGAAGGGGCGGGGGCCGGAGAUUCCGCUUUGAGAUGGCAUGGCUCUAUGAUGAGGGAUGUAGAGCAGUUGUGGCUGAAUCAUGGGAGGAGGGAAGGAGUAGGGGUGCACAGAGUUGUAUUGCGCACUGUGGAAAGCGGUUAACCCGAUGGGGGGGAGAUCGUUACCAUAAGUUUGGGGAAAAGAUUGAACAGCUCCGAAAACGACAAGAUCAACUUAAGGGAUGUAUUGAUCAAGCAUCCCUGGAUGAGUACAAUAGAUUAGAAGCGGAGUUAUGCAGAGUGGAGAUGCAGGAGGAUGCAUACUGGAAGCAGAGGGCCAAACAGCACUGGCUCAAGGAUGCUGAUGCCAACACAAAAUUUUAUCACAGGUAUGCCUCGAACCGAAGAAAUAAGAAUGCUUUAUUUAAAAUUAUGGAUAGACAUGGUCAGUGGGUGGAAGGGGAUGAUAUGACGAGUGUGGUUCUGGAUUAUUUUAAGCACAUUUUUACAACUAGUAAUCCUAUGAGCGGUGAUCUGAUUUAUAGCAAUAUUACUCCACGAGUGACUCAGGCACAGAAUGAGUUAUUAAUGCGGCCCUUUGAGGUUGGUGAGGUGAAAGAUGCUCUAUUUGAAAUGUAUCCUGAUAAGGCACCAGGGCCGGAUGGGAUGAACCCAGGUUUUUAUCAAAGUUUUUGGGAUAUUGUGGGAGGUGAUAUUUCGGUCUUUAUUAUAAACUGUCUGAAUGAAGGAUCAAUUCCGCCUGGUCUAAAUAAUACUGAUGUUGUGCUAAUCCCUAAGAAAGAUGUUCCUGAGCAGGUCUCUGAUUUGAGACCAAUUGCACUUAGCAAUGUAAUUUAUAGGAUUAUGGCCAAAAUGAUUACCCGGAGGAUGAAACCCCUAAUGGAUAGUGUUAUAUCUGAGUCCCAGAGUGCAUUUAUACCAGGCAGAUUGAUAACAGAUAAUAUUUUGAUUGCCUCAGAGGUAGGCCAUUAUUUGAACAGGAAACAGUGUGGAGCAGUUGGUUGGAGUGCCUUAAAGCUGAAUAUGGCAAAGGCCUAUGACCGGAUGGAGUGGCCGUUCUUGAAAGGUAUGAUGGGGGCCCUGGGAUUUAAUGAUAAGUGGAUUGAUCUUAUUAUGAUGUGUGUUACGACCGUAUCCUAUAGUUUCCUGGUAAAUGGGACACGAAGUGAUUCACUAAUACCAACUAGGGGCUUGAGGCAAGGGGAUCCGUUGUCUCCGUACCUUUUCAUAAUUUGUGCUGAAGGGCUCUCGAUGUUGUUACAACAAGCACAAGGAAGGGGUUUAAUACAUGGAUGUAGAGUAGCAAGGGGUGCCCCGCCUAUCUCACAUCUUUUCUUUGCUGAUGAUAGCUUAUUAUUUUUUAAAGCAACUGUGCAGGAGGCAAAUGAAAUUAAAGCAUGUCUGGCUCUAUAUGAAAAUCUGUCUGGGCAAGCUGUUAAUUACCAUAAAUCCAGUAUAUGUUAUAGUAAGAAUACGACAGAGGUGACCAAGGAAAAUGUGGCGCAAGUUUUGGGGGUGGUCCAAACACCUAACUAUGGGAAAUAUCUUGGGUUGCCAUCUUUUAUUGGAAGAAAUAAGAAAGCGGCAUUUGCUUAUAUAGAGGACAAGAUAAGGCAGAGAAUAGGAUCUUGGAAUAAGAAACUAUUGUCACAGGCAGGGAAGGAGGUCUUAUUGAAAAGUGUGGCUCAGGCUAUGCCUACUUUCUCAAUGAGUGUUCUCUUGUUACCUACUGCUAUCUGUACGGCUAUUGAGAGAUUGAUGAAUAGAUACUGGUGGGGCUCAGGGACUGACCGAAAAAUCCAUUGGAAGGCCUGGGAUAAGUUAUGUAUUCCAAAGAAAUUUGGUGGAUUGGGUUUUAAAGAUUUAAGGGCUUUCAAUGUGGCACUAUUGGGAAAGCAAGCUUGGAGACUUUUGACUAAUACAGAUUCUCUAGUUUCAAAAGUUUAUAAGGCAAGAUAUUACCCGAAACAACAUUUUACUGAUGCGAUGCUUGGGAGCAACCCAAGUCACUGUUGGCGGAGCAUUAUGGCGGCGAAGAGCUUAAUUUGUAAUGGGGUAAGAAGACGAAUUGGGAACGGAAAUUCUACCUUGGUAUGGGGACACCCAUGGUUGCAAGAUGAGGACCCUAUGAUCCAAACAGAAAUGCCACCCCAACUGAGUGAUGCCAGGGUAAUCAAUUUAAUUGACCAGGAUACAGGCACUUGGGAUUAUGAUCUGCUUACUGAUAUUUUUGGGCCCAAUGAUGUGGCUAGAAUCCUAAAAAUACCAGUCUCCCCAGAGUAUGAGGAUAUGUGGUACUGGCAUGGCGACCCUAAAGGCAACUAUACGGUUAAACAUGGGUAUAAAUGUAUGUUGGGGAAUUAUGAGAAUAUGGCAAAUGGGGGUUUCACGAAAUGGCUAACAUUGUGGAAACAAAAAAUACCACCCAAAUGGAAAACUUUGUUAUGGAGGGCUUUGAGUGAUAUUCUUCCUACUACCAAUAACUUGCUUAUAAAGAGGGUGGAGGUUGAUCCGGUGUGUGCCAUGUGUGGAGUUGCAAAUGAGAAUAUCAUGCAUGCAUUGGUUUUGUGUGACUAUGCAAGAACCAUUUGGACACUAUCUAACCUUCCAUCUAUAAAUUCUGAUGGUAUUGCCUACGCAGCUGCAAUUAUUUAUCAUUUAUGGAAGGCUCGGAAUGGUGCGGUUUGGGAUGCAUAUUUGCCCAGACCACGACGAUUGCUCGCCGCGGCCCAGGCCGAGAUAGCUGCGUGGCGCCGUGUACAUGCACCAAGAGAAGGAAACUAUACUGCUAUGCCAAGAACCCACGAAACUGCCGCCCCACUGCCUAUCCACGUAGCUGCUGCCCAACCGGCACCAAUACACGGCCCAGUGGCCAGUAUGGCUUACGGAACUGGCAACAUGCAUACGGAGACUCACGGCCCAGCACAGCUAUACCCCAAAUGCUAUGUCGAUGCUGGAUAUCACCAUACGGACAAUGCAUCAACGGUAGGAGCAGUAUUAAUUGGCCCGGAUGGUUGUUUUAUGUCGGCAUAUGCCGCACCUUUGCCACAUUGCUUUUCCCCACUAAUGGCGGAGGCAUAUGCUUUGAAGGAGGCCUUAUCUUGGCUACGCGAACGAGGAGAACAAAAUGUUGAGCUUUAUACAGAUUGCCAGAUGUUACAGAGUUAUAUAACCACGCCGCAACUGAGCACACGAUCAUAUACUGGCUAUGCUAUUGAUGGAUGCAGGAACUUAUUAUCUAUGUUUAAUUAUAGUCAGGUUAAUUUCAUUAUUAGAUCGCAGAAUUUAUUAGCGCAUAGUUUAGCUUCUACAGCUUUCCAGUAUGACACAGCUAUGUAUUGGGAUAUUAUCCCACCUGAUGCUAUUACAGCUUAUCUAUGA